Molecule: messenger RNA, 3487 nt
Organism: Clupea harengus (Atlantic herring)
Lineage: Eukaryota; Metazoa; Chordata; Actinopteri; Clupeiformes; Clupeidae
Gene: npffr1l2
Product: neuropeptide FF receptor 1 like 2
Biological process (GO): G protein-coupled receptor signaling pathway; cellular response to hormone stimulus
Cellular component (GO): plasma membrane
Molecular function (GO): peptide binding; neuropeptide receptor activity
Source: RefSeq, a predicted model, not a curated record
AGAAGCUCUCAAAGUUCGGGACAACAUGGAUGAAGUAGCAUUGGAGAUGGAUGUCUGGUUAGACCCUGCUGUGCCCCUUAUUGAUAUACAUUUUUCCUGGACUGGGAACUAUUCCAAUGGCUCAAUGAGCAACAUCUCCGCUGGCAACAGCUCUGAUCACCCAUACCCUUACUAUCAGCAUUCCCCUCCUGUGGCGGCCAGUUUGAUCUUGGUCUAUCUCUUCAUCUUUCUACUGUGUAUGGUGGGAAACGGCCUGGUGUGCUUAAUCGUGGUAAAGAACCGGCGCAUGAGAACCGUCACAAACCUCUUCAUCCUUAACCUGGCUGUCAGCGAUCUGCUCGUGGGAAUCUUCUGCAUACCCACCACCCUUGUGGACAACCUCAUCACAGGCUGGCCGUUUUCCAACAUGGUGUGCAAGAUAAGUGGCCUGGUGCAGGGGAUGUCUGUGUCAGCGUCUGUGUUCACCCUCGUGGCCAUCGCUGUCGACAGGUUCCGGUGUAUUGUGUAUCCUUUCCAGCCUAAACUAACUCUGCUUGUUGCCAAGGCAACCAUAGGAAUGAUAUGGGUCCUGGCCAUAGUGAUAAUCAGUCCAUCUGCGGUGAUGCUGACUGUGGAGCGAAUGGAGAACCACUACAUGGUCCACAAUCAAGACUACAACCACACUUACCCCAUGUACAGGUGCUUUGAGAACUGGCCCGAUCCCAAAAUGCACAAAAUCUACACCAUGGUGCUGUUUGCUCACAUUUACCUGGUGCCGCUCAGUCUGAUCAUCCUGAUGUACAGCUGCAUCGGGGUGAAACUGUACACCACCACCGUGGUGUCAAGCGGGGAGCCUCACGAGACGCAGCCACACGGGGCCAGGCCACUGGUGUCCAACAAGAAGAUCAAAAUCAUCAAGAUGCUUAGCAUGGUGGCUCUGCUCUUCAUGCUGUCAUGGCUUCCGCUGUGGACUCUGCUGCUUCUGAUCGACUACGGCGACCUGAACAAGGACCAGCUGGAGCUGCUGACGAGCUACUUCUUCCCAUUCGCUCACUGGCUGGCCUUCUCCAACUCCAGUGUCAACCCCAUUAUUUAUGGCUACUACAACGAGAACUUCAAAAGAGGUUUCCAGGCCAUCUGCCAGACCUACUCCUGCUGCUGCCACCUGCAGAGUGGGCUCAGGCCCAGAGACAGCAGAGAGGGGGGCCAAGCCAACUUAGCUUACGGCCUGAGAAACAUGGCGACUAACACCAACGCCCUGAACUUCGCAGUGAGAAACCGAGUGCACACGGGCAAGGACCUGCAGGAGUCGGUGCACAUCGAGCUGGAGCCACGAAAGAAACCCUGGAGAUAUGCUGAGACUGGCGAGUCGGAAACAGUGCCAGGGGACAGCUCCAGAGCCAGUGACAUGAACAAUAAAAAAGGUCCUCAGACUGAGAAUGUGGAGAUGAUGAGCCCAAACAGUGCCAGAAUAAGUCAGGCCUGGGACCAUUAAGGGCUGAUGAAGUGUGAAGAAGCACAAAGACAAAGUGUCAUGGAGAUGAAAUAUACACACCUUGACCAGUGCAGUAUUGUUGUUUGUCAUGUUCAUGUCAUGUUCUCCUCGUUCAAACUACUGAGAACAAGCACAUGAAGAAAAGUACUGUAAGUGUAUGAAAGGACAAUGAGCGAUAAGGUGAAGAACAAUUCAGCCUUUCACAAAUGUGAAAAUGUAUAUAAUUUUCUCCAAAAAGCACUUUGGGACAUAAAAUGGGUUAAGUUUUCAAGAUGCCUGUUUAAAGGUGACACUGAACUAGAGUUGUUGUAAAAACAAAGGAAGCAAAGGAUAGCCUUGGGUAAGGGCAUGGAUCAUAACAAUGUUGGGUGAGUGUUUGGGUUGCUGUUUUUUGUGUGCACCUCGGGUGUGUGCGUGAGUGUGUGCAUGCCAGUUUCUGGCUGUGUGUAUGUGCAUUGAGUGUCUGUGUGUGGGCAUGAUGUAAUUACAUUAUAUGCUUGGUGUAUUUUUCCAGUGCUCUACGCAAGUCUUGUUAUUUCAGUGUCGCAUGCCAAUAUUGUGGCAUAUGACAGAAAAAAAUAUGUAGACAGUUUAUUAUUAAAUGUAUGCAUAAUUUAAGUGAGGUGUGAAUCUCAUCCCAAUGCCCUCUACAUCAGCCUGGUGAUUCACAAAACGUAUUGCAUUAGCACCUAUUCCAGGAAUACUUGGGAGUUGUGGCACUCACUAGAGCAAUUCAACCGAGACCCUUAGGGCUGAAUUUAACGGAGUACACAACCUCCAAUCCAACAAUGGUGUCACUUCUUUGAUGUUCUUGAAAAGUAAAAAAAAAAAAAGGUGUUAGUUGAAGACGAAUUCAGUUUGUCAUUCUAGUGAUUGCAUAGUUUUACAUAGUACAUAGUUUUGCUCCUGGUCUUACAGCAAUGAAUUUAACACUGCCUGAUAGGUCAACUCUUUGUGAACACAGAUGUUAUGACCAGGAUCUACCAAAAGCUGUGAAGCAGAAAACUAUGUCAAUGAUGGCAUUUGAUUGUAUUAAGGGUAACUAGGCUGGCAAACAAUAUGUAUAUAAGAUGUAAAUAAACAGAGGAGAAAUUGUGAAUAGCAUUAAGUAGCUGUAAGCAGAGGGUUUCUGUAAGUGGAUCAGGUAGAAAAGACUGCAGCAGCAUCCCACAGUGGAGAUGGUCUAGAGCAGUAGGGUAAGAGACAAAGUGAGUGGACAGAGCUAGGUUGCCUUAUAUGUGUAUAUGUAAUUACAGGUUAUGGUGAUGAGGAAUAAUGUAAUCACAGUCAUCAGCAUUUGCUGGCAAAGGUCCUACUAUAUAGGAGAGAACAUGUUAGUAAACAGAAUAUUAUACAUACACAACAAAAGAUUUCACAUGUGUGUAUAGACGAUGCACUAACUUAUACCUAAUUAUCUAAACAUCAAUCUCAUUACACCAUGGCAUGCCACAGGCUAUCCAGGGUAAGGGGUGUGAGGGUAACACCCUCAGGAAUACAAACCCGGAUUCGGGUAAGGGUAGGAAUUUGAUACAGACCUAGGUUAGGGUAAGGGAAGGGGCUCAGGAGAGCCUCCUAUUGUGCUUUUUGAUACUCUUGAAACUCUAAGAAGACUUGCACUCUGGGAACAAAGAGGUCUUGGUGGGCAUUAGUGGACAAUUCAUUCCUUGAAGUAAUUUGGAGCAAAGCCAUUUAGAGCAUUGUACGUUAGAAGGAGUACAUUGACAUCAAUUCUACUUUUGACAGGGAGUCAGAGUAAAGAGGCAAGUACAGGUGAGGCAUGUAGUAAGUGUACGAGGAGCAGCGUUCUGGAUUAGUUGGAAGCUCUUUAGUAAGUUGUUGCUAUAUCCAGACAGGAGUGCAUUGCAGUAGUGUAGUCGCGAAGUAAUACAUGCGUGGAAUUAGGGCUGAACGAUUAAUUGAAUUUGCGAUUAAAUCGCGAUUUGGUAAAACGCGAUUUUCUAACCGCAACGUCCGCGAUUACAACGUGGUUUAAAAAAAAAGAAAAAAGAUGGU